This is a messenger RNA of Raphanus sativus (radish), 670 nucleotides long. RefSeq names its product oleosin G-like. The record is from RefSeq and is a predicted model, not a curated record. Bases 1 to 495 code for a protein of 164 amino acids. Lineage: Eukaryota; Viridiplantae; Streptophyta; Magnoliopsida; Brassicales; Brassicaceae. Gene Ontology annotation, biological process: lipid storage. The transcript has a single exon. Gene Ontology annotation, cellular component: membrane; monolayer-surrounded lipid storage body.
AUGGCGGAAACGCUCUCUAACAGCGAGUCUCAAUACUGGCCCACCUACGGUACCAACACCACCGAAAGAAACAGUCCUUACGCAUCUCUUCUCCAUCUUCUCCGAUCUCAUUCACCAACAUCCUCACAUCUCUUUGGUUUCCUCGCUCUCUUCAUAUCCGGUGGGCUCCUCACCUUCCUCCUAGGUGUAUCCGUGACCGCCACCGCGUUCGGCUUCAUUGCUGCUCUUCCGUUGAUCAUCAUCUCGGGUCCGAUCUGGCUUCCGGGUUUUGUCCUUGUUGGCGGCUGCUUUACUGUCGCCGGAUUUCUUGUUGGAGCCGUGGCUGUCGUAUCGUGGACGUACCGUUAUUUCCGGGGAAUGCACCCGGCUGGAUCGGAUCAAAUGGAUUACGCACGUGGUCGGAUCUAUGACACAGCCUCGCACGUUAAAGAUUACGCUAGAGAGUACGGUGGAUACUUCCACGGUAGGGCCAAAGAUGCAGCCCCUGGUGCUUAACCUGAACCGGUCCGUAUUGAGGGUAAGAUCAGAGCCCGGUCACGCUAUUAGAAACAAAUAUAUUUACAAAUUAUCUUAAGCUUUUCAUAAAUUGUACGAACAAAAAGUUUUGUUUUAAAAACCAUAGUUUUAUGAUAUAUUUUUUUACUUAAAUUAUAAUAAAAUAAGAUUCGCC